Messenger RNA from Balaenoptera musculus (blue whale), 3792 nucleotides. RefSeq names its product histidine ammonia-lyase (gene HAL). Gene Ontology annotation, molecular function: histidine ammonia-lyase activity. The coding region runs from base 277 to 2250 and encodes 657 amino acids. Lineage: Eukaryota; Metazoa; Chordata; Mammalia; Artiodactyla; Balaenopteridae. Gene Ontology annotation, cellular component: cytoplasm. The transcript has 20 exons. The record is from RefSeq and is a predicted model, not a curated record. Gene Ontology annotation, biological process: L-histidine catabolic process.
GACCCGAGGGCGGGAGAAGCCAGGCCUUGCUGGCAGCAGACCUGGACGGGUGGAAAGGUGGCCUGCAUCCCGCUCUCCUGCCCCUCGCUCAGCUGCAAAAAUAUCAAAGGGACACCGUGGGGCGCUCAAUAAAUAUUUGUCCAAUGCGUGAAUGAGUAAAGGCGAGGGAGGGGGCGUGUUUUGAAAGCCCAUCCCACUUCUCCCUAUCAACCACACGUCGGUAGUCAUUCCCGGAUAAAACUCUCCCCUCCUGGUGACUGUCGCCAGCGGACGACCAUGCCCAGGUAUACGGUGCACGUGCGCGGAGAGUGGCUGGCGGUGCCCUGCCAGGAUGCGCAGCUCACGGUGGGCUGGCUGGGCCGGGAGGCCGUACGGAGGUACAUCAAGAACAAGCCAGACAAUGGUGGCUUCGCCUCGGUGGACAACGUCAGCUUCCUCGUGCGCCGCUGCAAGGGCCUGGGCCUGCUGGACCACGAGGACCCGCUGGAGGUGGCCCUGGAGGACAACGAGUUCGUGGAAGUGGUUAUAGAAGGGGAUGCCAUGUCUUCCGACUUCAUUCCAUCGCAACCAGAAGGAGUUUACCUAUACAGCAAAUACCGGGAACCCGAAAAGUACAUUGCCUUAGAUGGGGACAGCCUGACCACAGAGGAUCUGGUCAGCUUGGGCAAGGGACACUACAAAAUCAAGCUCACCCCCACUGCUGAAAAGAAGGUGCAGAACUCCAGGGAAGUCAUAGAAAGCAUCGUGAAAGAAAAAACUGUUGUUUACGGCAUUACUACAGGUUUUGGGAAAUUUGCCAGAACUGUAAUUCCUGUCAGUAAACUAGAGGAGCUCCAGGUCAACCUAGUACGUUCACAUUCUUCAGGUGUUGGGAAACCACUAAUCCCUGAGAGAUGUCGGAUGCUCUUGGCUUUAAGGGUCAAUGUCUUGGCCAAAGGAUACAGUGGCAUUUCCCUGGAGACUCUCAAACAAGUUAUCGAAGUAUUUAAUGCCUCCUGCCUGCCCUAUGUUCCAGAGAAAGGAACUGUUGGUGCCAGUGGAGACCUUGCCCCACUCUCUCAUCUUGCUCUUGGGCUAAUUGGGGAAGGGAAGAUGUGGUCUCCGAAGAGUGGCUGGGCUGACGCUAAAUACGUCCUGGCAGCUCAUGGAUUGAAACCAAUUGUUUUGAAGCCAAAAGAGGGUCUGGCGCUCAUCAACGGGACGCAGAUGAUCACCUCCCUGGGCUGUGAAGCUGUGGAGAGAGCCAGUGCCAUUGCUCGACAGGCUGACAUAGUGGCGUCCUUGACCCUUGAGGUGUUGAAGGGCACCACCAAAGCCUUCGAUACUGACAUUCACGCUGUUCGCCCUCAUCGUGGGCAAGUUGAAGUCGCUUUUCGGUUUCGGUCCCUCUUGGACUCAGAUCACCACCCAUCUGAAAUAGCAGAAAGUCACAGGUUCUGUGAUCGUGUUCAGGAUGCUUACACCUUGCGCUGCUGUCCACAGAUCCAUGGUGUGGUGAACGACACAAUAGCAUUUGCGAAGAACAUCAUUACCACAGAAAUUAACAGUGCAACAGAUAAUCCUAUGGUCUUUGCCAGCAGGGGAGAGACUGUUUCUGGAGGAAACUUCCAUGGUGAAUAUCCAGCCAAAGCCCUGGACUAUUUGGCCAUUGGCGUCCAUGAACUUGCUGCAAUUAGUGAAAGAAGAAUUGAAAGGCUCUGCAACCCCUCCCUCAGUGAGCUGCCUGCCUUCCUAGUGGCUGAAGGUGGUCUGAACUCUGGAUUCAUGAUAGCCCACUGCACGGCUGCAGCCCUGGUUUCUGAGAACAAGGCUCUAUGCCACCCCUCGUCCGUGGACUCUCUCUCCACCAGUGCUGCCACGGAGGACCAUGUCUCCAUGGGAGGAUGGGCAGCAAGGAAAGCCCUCAGGGUCAUUGAGCACGUGGAGCAAGUGCUGGCUAUCGAGCUUCUUGCAGCCUGCCAAGGGAUAGAGUUUCUACGCCCUUUGAAAACUACCACUCCACUGGAGAAGGUCUACGACCUGGUGCGCUCCGUUGUAAGGCCCUGGAUAAAAGAUCGCUUCAUGGCCCCGGACAUCGAGGCAGCGCACAGACUGCUCAUAGAGCAGAAGGUUUGGGAAGUAGCUGCACCAUACAUCGAAAAAUACAGAAUGGAGCAUAUUCCGGAAUCAAGACCUGUUUCUCCAACAGCAUUUUCAUUGGAAUUUCUGCACAAGAAAUCGACCAAAAUCCCAGAGUCUGAGGAUCUUUAAUGCUUUUUGUCACGAAUUAGCAGAUCAGAUGGUACUUAGUUUAACAGCAAACAGUAUUAUGCUGAAGGAGAGACCUGAGAACUUUCUCAGGUGGAUCAAUCAAUUAUAUAGUUCAGUUCUAAUACCUGCUCUGGUUAGGCUGGUGACAGUAUUACAUUUAUUAAAUCUAGCACUGGUUACAGAUGCAGCUGGUGUUUCCAGAUUAUAGGACAUGCACAAUUAACAAAAUCUUAACGAAAUCUAUAGGCCACUCACUCUUAAGGGUGAGAAGACUAACCACAACUGCAUGGACCUUUGACUCAAUAUUAGAUGAACUCAAAUCUUGAGACAGAUUGAUGGCAUUGUUUUCCAAAAACAUUAGACUUUUGUGAAUCUUUUUUUGUUUGUUUUGGGUUUGUUUGGUUUUUUUUUUUGUUUUUUUUUUUGCUUUGUCAAACUCUCCACUAGUUAACUCUGGGUGAUUGUACUGUGCCAUGCUACGAUGAAUGUUCCUUAAUAUUUUGUAAAUGACACUUUUGAAGUCAUAAUUAGUUCUUAAGCUGCUUUUUCUUUUAUUCAUUAAAUCAUAGUAAAGAAUAGUCAAUAGGUCAACAAGAGAUUCUGUGUAAAGGAGUUAAGGAAUGAAUAUAAAGAUUGCUAUGGGAGUGGUUCUCAAUGAAUUGUGCAUUUCAUAUUUAUCAAAUGUCACUGCACAUAUCAAAAAAAGGAUUCAGGUGCUUAAACUGCAGUAGGAGGUUAGUGUUACUGCUGCUUUACCAUGUGUUAGUCUCUAUUCACACUCUUGUAAUAACCCAGCUUAAGAAGCCUCCUCAUUUCACAGGUAAGGAAUCUGAUGUUCAGAGUAAACCAACCCCCUCUCUAUAAUGGUAAUCAUUAAAACAAGGCCCCGUUGACAAAGGUCAGAUGCGCCCUAGGAUGUUACCCAAUCUGUUCCCUCCCCUCCUCCAAAAGAAGAUAAAGAACCUCCUGGAAAGGCUUAAGUGUAAUUGUCCCGAUGAAGGAUGGGUCACAUGACUUCUUGGCUUCCCGAAGCUGUGACUUUGCACCCUUCUGUGCAAACAUGAGCAAGGCGCUUUCCAAGUGCAGGACUGUGAAACCAUGGCUCUAACAACUGCAGCUGGUCAAGGAAAGGACAGGCACCCUUGCCAGCUCGCCUACCUGAUUACAGCCUUUUCACAGUAGAGUCUUCUCUUAGGUUGCAGCCUGUCCACAGGAAAGGUGGAGACAGGAGUGCAAACCAAAAUUCAGUGAAGCAAAAUGUGCUGAGGAACCUGUUUGCCGAAAGGUGAUUCUUGAUGCUGUUCUCUGCUGAAAUGUAAACACGCAAAUGAAGUUUAUUCAUUCUUAUCCACGAGCUGCAGUGGAGCCAGUAAACCCAGUGGUCUGAUGGCUGUUCGUCACUGGUAUGGGGCGGGCUGGUUUCCCACAGGCCCGCGCGGUCCUGCGGGGCCCUCUGUCAUUGAGUUUUCUAUACAGCUCUGUACUGUGCCAUCAAGGGAGUUUCAAGGUAAAUGUGGAAUAAACUAAGUCUCAAUUGUCUUA